CAUACAUAAACCCCGCCUAUUCCCAAAAGGGGAUUUUAACCAUAAAUUGGGCCACACUGCUAACCGAAUGCCUAAUAAUAACCUUAAAUGAAGACAAAAAGCAAUAACAUGUGAUAUAGCCCAUUUUUACUCUGUGGCUGUGAUAACUAGUGACAACCAGUCCCCAGCGAGAACCUGGAGCAUCUCAAGAUGGCGGCUGAGCGGAGGAUGAGGAUGAUAUCGGGUCGGGGUUGUGUGACUGUGUUUCUGGCCGUGUUGUGCACCUUCUCCGCCGGGACCUGCGACGAACAGGUGCCGCUGAUGCUAUGGACGAGUGAAGGGUCUAGUCUGCCGUCCCAAGCUGUUCCUGCUGCUGGUCACAUAGUGGGUAUCAGUCAGCUGAGCUCAUACCUGGAGACCGCCCUGAGGUCAUCCCCGCACAACGUAAUGCUCUUCCUGCAGGACAAGAUGAGCAUUGAGGACUUCACCAUGUACGGAGGGGCGUUUGGCAACAAGCAGGACAGUGCCUUCCCUAACCUCGAGGAGGCGCUCCUCUCCAGCCCUUCCCCAUUGGUCCUGCCUGCCGUGGCCUGGCCAGCAUCCAGUGCUGUGAUUGGUCAGCUCCAGGACCAAUUAGACACCUCUCCUCUCUUCAUGGAACCAGAGACACUCAGCCAGCUACGACUCAACACUUCUACCCCCGCCCUGCUGGUCUUCAGACUACCCUACAGCACCGGGUCUGAUCUGAUGUCUGCUAAGGAGGUUCUCAAUGGGAAUGAUGAGGUGAUUGGACAGGUGAUGAGCAUUAUGAAGAGCCAGUCUGUCCCCUACACUGCCAUCUACACUGCAAUGAGACCCUCACGGGAGGUGUCAUCGUCUCUGGAUAUGGAGGCUAGUGUGGGAGGAGGGCGCUCCCUAUUGCAGUACGGAGACAGAAAGAGGGAGAGGGACAGACAGCGGGAGAGAGAAAGAGGAGAGAACCAAGUCAAGGAGAAGACAGGAGUCUACCCUCCAGUUGAGUUUAAGGAGGGCGGAGCCGGCUGUAUCAUGCUGUGGGCGGAGAACCUGACCGUGAGCGUGCUCCGUGGCGGUCGCUGGGAACGACACGACCUCACCUCUCUGACCUUUGGAGAGGGCGUGACCCCUAGGCUCCAGGGCUCCCUCUGCAACCAAUCACACUCCAGUCUGGUUCUAAACUAUGAGAAUAUCCUGGGACAUCGCUCCUUCAAACUAGUGUUUGCCAUGUCCCAGCGCCACUACAAGGUGUCAGCUCGCCGCUGGUUCACGCUAGACGCCGUGGAGAUAGAAUACGACGGUCAGAAAGCAACGUUUAACGGGAGCCGUAACGUGUACGCACCGGCUGAGUACUCCUACCGCUGUCAGUCAGUCACUAACUUCAGAUACCCCAUCCUGGUACCGCGCACCUCCAAAGACCCUGCUAACCAGUGGAGGGUCUCAUUCACUGACUUCCAGAUCCAGGGUUUCAACGUGGCAGGGGGAGAGUUCUCCUAUGCCAGUGACUGUGCAGGGUUCUUCAGUCCUGGUAUCUGGAUGGGACUGCUGACCAGUCUACUGAUGCUUCUGGUCCUGACCUACGGUCUCCAUAUGAUCAUGCAGCUUCACACCAUGGACCGCUUUGACGACCCCAAGGGACCUGCUAUCUCCGUACCGCAGACUGACUAACACACACGCACAGACGGACGGACAUAUACAGACAGACAGACGUAGUCACAUACAGACAGACAGGCGUAGUCACAGACAGACAGACAGACAGGCGUAGUCACAGACAUACAGACAGACGUAGUCACAGACAGACAGACAGGCGUAGUCACAGACAGACAGACAGACGUAGUCACAGACAGACAGACAGACGUAGUCACAGACAGACAGACAGACGUAGUCACAGACAGACAGACAGACGUAGUCACAGACAGACAGACAGACGUAGUCACAGACAGACAGACGUAGUCACAGACAGACAGACAGACGUAGUCACAGACAGACAGACAGACAGACAGACAGACAGACGUAGUCACAGACAGACGUAGUCACAGACAGACAGACAGACAGACGUAGUCACAGACAGACAGACAGACGUAGUCACAGACAGACAGACAGGCGUAGUCACAGACAGACAGACAGGCGUAGUCACAGACAGACAGACAGGCGUAGUCACAGACAGACAGACAGGCGUAGUCACAGACAGACAGACAGGCGUAGUCACAGACAUACAGACAGACAGGCGUAGUCACAGACAUACAGACAGACUUGUAGUUAUUUCCGUUACAUUUUCCCUGUCAUUCCUUUAUUUACCAACAAGAAUGAAGGAAGGAUCAGGAAAGAAUGGAUGGGGGAAGGGAUGAAUAUUUAUGGUAGAGAAGGGAGGGGAAUAAGGGAUGAAUAUUUAUGGUAGAGAAGGGAGGAAUCUGUUACUGAAGGGAAGGGAAUAAGGGAUGAAUAUUUAUGGUAGAGAAGGGAGGGGAAUAAGGGAUGAAUAUUUAUGGUAGAGAAGGGAGGAAUCUGUUACUGAAGGGAGGGGAAUAAGGGAUGAAUAUUUAUGGUAGAGAAGGGAGGGGAAUAAGGGAUGAAUAUUUAUGGUAGAGAAGGGAGGAAUCUGUUACUGAAGGGAGGGGAAUAAGGGAUGAAUAUUUAUGGUAGAGAAGGGAGGGGAAUAAGGGAGGAAUAUUUAUGGUAGAGAAGGGAGGAAUCUGUUACUGGAGGGGAAUAAGGGAUGAAUAUUUAUGGUAGAGAAGGGAGGGGAAUAAGGGAUGAAUAUUUAUGGUAGAGAAGGGAGGGGAAUAAGGGAUGAAUAUUUAUGGUAGAGAAGGGAGGGGAAUAAGGGAGGAAUAUUUAUGGUAGAGAAGGGAGGAAUCUGUUACUGAAGGGAGGGGAAUAAGGGAAGAAUAUUUAUGGUAGAGAAGGGAGGGGAAUAAGGGAGGAAUAUUUAUGGUAGAGAAGGGAGGAAUCUGUUACUGAAGGGAAGGGAAUAAGGGAUGAAUAUUUAUGGUAGAGAAGGGAGGGGAAUAAGGGAUGAAUAUUUAUGGUAGAGAAGGGAGGAAUCUGUUACUGAAGGGUGUCAGUCUGUCCAUCAUUCCGGUCUUUAGUCAUUUUGGUGUGAAGGUUAUUACAUGCUGCUGUUUAGUGAGUACAGCCCAUGUUGUAAACACUGACUGAAGUGGAUCGAUAAGCUUUCACCUGGAUUCACCUGGUCAGUCUGUCAUGGAAAGACCCGGUGUUCCUAAUGUUUUGAACGCUCAGUGUAUAUAUAUAUAUAUAUAUAUAUUGUGUUUGACCUUGUGAUUGUGUCUUUAUGGUAGUCUAGGUUAGUAGCGUACAGGUUAACUAGGGCCACAUCUGAAAUGGCACCCUGUUCUGUAUAGUGCCCUACUUUUGAACAGGGCCCAUAGGGGAAGUGCACCAUAUAGGGAAUAGGGUGCCAUCUGAGACGUGGCCUAGGUUUCACUAAGGUUGUUUAAUGUGUGCAGUAUCACCAGGAGUUACUCCAGGAAUUACUCCAGGCUCCAACAAGGGCCUAAAAGGUUAAAUGUUUAUGUGAGAAAAGGUUGAGGCGUGGAGACGAACCAGACGGGGGUCAGAGGUCAGAGGUUAGGGUUAGAUGUUAAUGUGAGAAAAGGUUGAGGCGUGGAGGCGAACCAGACGGGGGUCAGAGGUCAGAGGUCAGAUGGCCUACCUUGUGUUUACUGAUUUCAAGUUGUUCUGUGGCUCAUAUGAGUUGUUAGAGGAAGGCUUGUCUGGUCUUCCUGGACAGAGUCAUGAUAUCGUUGAAAUAUGGUUUAUAUAUUCUACUAUUAGUAGUGUCUCUCGUCCUGUGUGACUCAUGCUGUGAUUAACCCCAAUAAAGCCUUGAAUGAACAACGUCAA
Molecule: messenger RNA, 3861 nt
Organism: Salvelinus fontinalis (brook trout)
Lineage: Eukaryota; Metazoa; Chordata; Actinopteri; Salmoniformes; Salmonidae
Product: V-type proton ATPase subunit S1-like
Exons: 10
Coding region: 190-1662 (490 amino acids)
Cellular component (GO): proton-transporting V-type ATPase complex
Source: RefSeq, a predicted model, not a curated record